Messenger RNA from Fulvia fulva, 483 nucleotides. RefSeq names its product Mitochondrial intermembrane space cysteine motif-containing protein. The transcript has 2 exons. Gene Ontology annotation, cellular component: nucleus; mitochondrion. The coding region runs from base 1 to 483 and encodes 160 amino acids. Lineage: Eukaryota; Fungi; Ascomycota; Dothideomycetes; Mycosphaerellales; Mycosphaerellaceae. The record is from RefSeq and is a predicted model, not a curated record. Gene Ontology annotation, biological process: mitochondrion organization.
AUGCCUCGCCAAUCCCGCGGACCAGCUCCUCGCGCUCCCCCAAGCCGCCCAGUCGCCGCACCCCAGCGACCAGCAGCACCCGCCCAACCCGCCCAAACCCGUCAAGCAUCGACAGUCAGCCACCCACCAGCAGGCCAACAGCAAGCCCAGGCACCACCCCAGCAAACCAGCGGCGGCAGCGGUCUCUUCGGCCAGAUGGCCAGCACAGCAGCCGGUGUCGCAGUCGGAUCCUCCAUCGGCCACGCAGUCGGCGGCUGGUUCGGCGGCGGCAGCUCCGCGCCAGCCCAGCAAGAGGCCGCACCGAUGCAGGCGGCAGAUCAAUCCCAGUACGGUGCUGCGCAGAUGAACAGUACUCCAAGCGUGUGUGGGAAUGAGGUGCAGGGUUUCAAGAGGUGUAUGGAUGAGAACCAGGGCAAUUUGACCAUUUGUGGGUGGUAUAUGGAUCAGCUGAAGGCGUGUCAGCAGGCGGCCAGUCAGUACUAG